Messenger RNA from Aspergillus nidulans FGSC A4, 2550 nucleotides. RefSeq names its product mRNA-binding protein PUF3. Gene Ontology annotation, molecular function: RNA binding. Lineage: Eukaryota; Fungi; Ascomycota; Eurotiomycetes; Eurotiales; Aspergillaceae. The coding region runs from base 1 to 2550 and encodes 849 amino acids. The record is from RefSeq and is a predicted model, not a curated record. The transcript is spliced from 5 exons.
AUGCAGCCUUCGGCCCUCAACGAACGGACUCGAGGAGCUCAUGGGCGCAUCAGCAGCGGUUUGGGUGGCAAUUCGAGCUGGGGAAUGAGCGACAUUUGGAGGAACAAUAUGGAUGACUCUGUUGCGCGGUCUACGAUAGAAGGAAUCUCUGGUUCUAGCUCCCUUCUACCAUCAUCUGAGUCUGAUGGUUGGGACAUUCGGCGGAACGUCCCCUGGCCGUCGAGGGCACAAGGCAAUGGGAUGGCCACAUCUCCUGUCCAGAAUCGCUCUAAUGACCUUGGUGGUGUUCUCGUGGACGGCAACGACGCCUCGAGUUAUUUUACACAAUCAGUUUCGUCUACUUUGGGUCCGUCACCGGGAACGGGACAAGUGACUUAUUUGGAUUCUGGCUCUGAGCGGAUUUCUCCUGCAGGAGAAACGAGCGCUAUGGGGAACCGUGUUCUAUUUAAUAAUAACGACAGAAGGAGUGUAGGCCUCACCGGUACCGCUGGCACGGCGGCUUACCCGGCACAAUCAGGAUUCGCAACACCCUUGGAGAGCGCAAGGUCAGAGCACAAGGGGACAAUGAGUAUGUCUUCUAUGCAGACACUGGCGGAUAAUAUCCAACGAGGGCAAAUCCGCAAUGGCUAUGCUCAUUCAUCUCACAAUUCGACUUCCAAUGCUUCUCAGAGACCCAACCAUGCCGCUUUCCCCUCAUUUUGCUCGGAUACUCCGUUUCCCAACCGGUAUGGGAACAAUCCUACGGAGCUGAGCACCAGCCUCGAAAGAAUGCAAAUGAGUGAGACACCCAACGCCACAAGCCGUCCACCUUAUGUGUCUCACGCGUCAUUGGAUACGUCGUUAUCCCGACUGAGACACCAGGUUUCACGCGACGAGGAUAGUUACCAAGCCGCACAAGGCUACGGUAACGAGUUCCUUCCGCAGAACCCCGCGCUGGCGUACCAGAUAGCGCAAUCACCCCACAUCAGAGAGCGAGAUAUUGUUACAUACGGUGACUAUCCUCUGAAUGGAGCUUAUUAUAACGGACGUCCUGCUGGUUCGAACUCCGGGGGUCGUUAUCGGCAUGGUUUCGCCAAUAAUGCCCAAGAGAAUCAGCUUCCAGGGUUGCAGGGUAGACUGCGUGAAGAUAUACCGGUGGAAUCACCCUACCAAGUGUCCCAUAUGCUCGCACGUCAGCGACAGUUCACUCCCGCCUAUGAUUAUGGCUAUCAAUCUCCGGCCGCUCUGGCAAGCAUCUACCCUGUGGCGCAACUGAAUGCGACAGCUCUCACUACCCGUCUUCCCUCUCGUGAGCACGGUUCUCCUCAAGAAUCAUGGGGUCCUGUCCUGGCAGAUUUCAGGCUGCACGGCAAAAAUAAGAGAUUUGAGCUUAAGGACAUAUAUGGCCACAUUGUAGAAUUCAGCGGUGAUCAGUACGGUUCUCGAUUCCUGCAGCAAAAAAUCGAGACGGCCAACAGCGAUGAGAAGGACCGUGUGUUCCGCGAGAUCUUGCCCAACUUCCUGCAACUGGCCCAGGACAUCUUCGGUAACUACGUCGCCCAGAAACUGUACGAACAUGGCAACCAGACACAGAAAAAGAUGAUGACGGAGGAUAUGAGGUCGAAGGUUGUUAAGUUAUCCCUAUCCCCGUAUGGCUGCCGCGUGGUCCAAAAGGCUUUGGAACACGUUCUUACCGACCAGCAAGCCUGGUUAGUGAGAGAGAUUCAGCCCCAAGUCCUCGAGUGUGUUGAGAGCCAGCAUGGGAACCAUGUGAUACAGAAAGUCUUCGAAUACGUUCCCACUCAGUAUACAAAAGGCUUGGUCGACUCCUUCAGGGGCCAGGUGGAGAGGCAAUCGACUCACUCUUACGGGUGCCGCGUUAUCCAGAGAAUGCUUGAAUUUUGUGAAGAUGUUGAUCGCAGAUUCAUACUUGCUGAGAUUCGUGCCUGUGCUCCAAGGCUUAUUGAAGAUCAGUAUGGCAACUAUGUGAUUCAACAUAUAAUUCAAUCUGGCGAGGAAGAGGAUCGGUCGUUCAUGAUUGAGAUGGUCAAGCAAAAGCUUCUCUGGUAUUCGAAGCACAAAUUCGCCAGCAAUGUUGUCGAGAAAAGCAUUGAGUUUGGAAAUGAGGCCCAACGCCAAGACAUCAUCACGAGGCUGACAGCAAAGACGGAGGGCCAUGAAACCCAGCUCAUUGAGUUAAUGGCUGAUCAAUACGGGAAUUAUGUGUUUCAAAAGGUUCUUGGUCAUCUCAGUGGCGUGGAGCGGGCUGCGCUUGUGGAUCGCAUCAAACCGUUGCUGGUGCAUCUAAAGAAAUCUAACUGUGGCAAGCAAAUUGCGGCGAUCGAAAAGCUCAUUGGAGACUCGAGUCCAAGUCCAAAUCCUGCGAUUCCUGCUUCCAACCAUGCUUCAUCGACCACACCACCCAACUCUCACAAAUCUUCCCCGCAGCCUGUGAAGCGCGCAGUUGAAGAGCGCUUUGUGGCGACACCACCCACACCACCACCGACCGACAACCAGAGCAACGGCGAAGGCACUGCUGUGUCUGCUGAGCUCACUGGCCCCAUGCAAUAA